Molecule: messenger RNA, 509 nt
Organism: Desarmillaria tabescens
Lineage: Eukaryota; Fungi; Basidiomycota; Agaricomycetes; Agaricales; Physalacriaceae
Exons: 6
Coding region: 70-348 (92 amino acids)
Biological process (GO): protein sumoylation
Cellular component (GO): nucleus
Molecular function (GO): ubiquitin-like protein ligase binding; protein tag activity
Source: RefSeq, a predicted model, not a curated record
CCUAAUUCUAUCUUUCAACCACCACUAGGCCCGAUUCCUGUCGCCCUCCUCCAUAUCCUGCCUUCAACAAUGUCAGAAGAACGAGAAGAUACUAAGCCGAAGAUCAACAUUACCAUCAAAUAUGGGGGCGACGGCGACAAGCAGAUAACAGUUGCGAUAAAGCGGACGACAAAAUUUGCUAAAGUAUUUACAGCUGCGGAGCUAACUCGACGUACCUUGAAAUUUGUUCUGAACGGGGAUCGAUUGCGGCCUGAAGAGACUCCAGGAGAUCAUGAUAUAGAGGACGAUGAUAUAAUAUAUGCAUUUUUGGAGCAGCAAGGAGGGGCGCCAUGUCCCGACUUCGCUUAGUGUUUUCACCUUAUUAUAGCGAUAUCAUUAUAAUCUUCGGUUAUGCAUCUCUAAUCUACAAGUCCUGUGCCGGUAAUGUGAAGUUACACUAAUUAUGUACAUAUCACUGGAUAACAUACAAAGAACCGAUGUGUUUUGAGACGAAAUGUUAUCAUCUCCCC